Triplophysa dalaica is the source of this 2605-nucleotide messenger RNA. It is a transcript of the gene tpx2, whose product is annotated as TPX2 microtubule nucleation factor. The transcript has 17 exons. Gene Ontology annotation, cellular component: microtubule; spindle. Bases 149 to 2344 code for a protein of 731 amino acids. Gene Ontology annotation, biological process: activation of protein kinase activity; regulation of mitotic spindle organization. The record is from RefSeq and is a predicted model, not a curated record. Lineage: Eukaryota; Metazoa; Chordata; Actinopteri; Cypriniformes; Nemacheilidae.
CGCACUUUCAAACCAGUCUCACGAUCCGGUUGUUUGUGUAAAGACAUUGUGAGCGCGAGCGACUGAGGUUUAAGAUUUACUGCAUUUAUUUCCAACCUCUCAGGUUGCGACCAAAGACACCGAAGUGAAAAAAGCUUGUGGCUUAAAUAUGGAAGGGGGUUCUAUUGAUGCCUACACAUGGGAUGCCCCUUCUCAUGUCAUUGAGUCCAUAGAUGAUUUCGUCUUGGACCCUCAAGAUAAUGCUGAUCAGUGGUUUGAUUUGAAGGCCACUCCUAAUGGUGGUACAGUGAACCAGCUUACCACCCCUUUACGGACCACAAAGCCUUUUGAUGAAAUCCAUCAUGAUAACAGACCCAAAGCUCUGGUAUCUCCUAUGGUUAAACAAGGGGAGUCUACAAGCUCAGAAAGCACCUCUACGGAGCCCCCGUCAAACAUUGUCACAUCAUGGGGAAAUGGCACAACUACUGCAGCUCCUGGUCAAGCCAAUAAAGCCGUUCCUGUUCAACCACGCAGAGUGUCAAAACGACCUGUGCCCAAAAACGAAAAGCCCACCGCUCCUACAACACCCCCUGUCAUCAAGAAAAGACGGAGCUCAACGUCCAAGUCUGCUCUACGCAGCGGUCCUGGUGUGAGGAACAGCAUUAGAUUGAGGAACAAACACGCUGCGUCAAAGACUCCGGCUGCCAUCUCGCAUACUGCUUCUACCUCCAAUGCUGCACAGCAGAAAAGUUCAGAGCAACACGAGUUGCAGCGUAUUGAAACUCUUCAAAAGGAGGUGGCAGAACAGAGGCGUAAGAAUGAAGCCAGCUUCAGGGCUGCACUGGCCGGCAGUCAGCCACCUAAGAAGCAAGUGUUGUCCACCACCAUUCCAAAAGAGUUUAACUUCUGUUCAGAUAACAGGUUGAAAAACCACACAGAUGGAUCUUCUGCAGAAGACCACUCAUACAAGGAGAUAAACUUCACCUCUCAGCUCCGCAAACACCCAGCUUCACCUUUGAAGGGCCCGAAGGGAACAACCAUUCCCAAACCCUUUAACCUCUCCAGAGGCAAACGGAAGCUAGAAGAGACGGGCAUCUACGUGCCGAUGGCCCAGCAGAUUGAGCAGUUCCAGAAACGCACACCUACCCGUUAUCACCUGCGUAGCCGGCAGUGCCAAGAGAGAGGACCAUCGCCGGUAAAGCCGGAUAAGCUAAAGGUCACACACCCUAAAACUCCACAGCUGAUGACUCGACUCCGGCACCGGCCCACCACGGUCAAGAGUACAGCAGAGCUUGAAGACGAGGAGGCAGAAAAACUGCAGCAGUUUAAAUUUAAAGCUCUAGAACUCAACCGAAAAAUUCUCCAAGAGCCUGUUGUUCCCAAGAAGCCUGCGGUUAAGGAAAGUACUCGUCCAGAGGUAUUCCAGCUAGAGAUCGAGAAGCGACUUCAGGAAAGGCAGACCAACAAAAAGCCAGAAGAACCAGAGGACCACAUGUUCCACUCCAGACCUGUACCCACACGAAUUCUGGAGGAAGUUGUGGGGGUCCCAGAGAAGAAAGUGCUUUACCCGACUGUUCCUGAAUCACCAGCGUUUGCUCUUAAAAAUCGUGUGCGAAUGGAAAAGAAACAGGAAGAGGAAAAACCUCCAGCGCCAAUUAAGGCACUUGCUGUGCCCCAUUUCCUGCCCUUCCACCCCAAACCUCUCAUCAAGAGCCAGGUGGAAAUGUGUCCCUUCUCGUUUGAAGAGCGUGAGAGGGAACGGAGAGCGAUGAAGGAAAAGAAACUAGAGGAACUGCGAAAUGAAGAGGUGCCAAGGUUUAAGGCCCAACCUCUUCCUGACUUCCAUGAAGUGCAUCUUCCUGAGAAAAAGGUGUUAGAGCCCACCAAACCUGCUCCAUUCAAACUGAUGUUAGAUGAACGAGGAGCAGCAAAGGGUGAACGCUGGGAACACAUGAUGAAAGAGGAAUUGAAACGUCAGGCCGAAGCUGCAUGUUUUAAGGCUCGACCGAACACAACAGUCCACAAGGAGCCUUUUGUACCAAAGAAGGAGAAUCGCUCCAUGUUGGCCAAUACUACUAAUUCUACAGUUCUGGAGGGGUUCCAGUUGUCGACAGAGAGGCGGGCCAAGGAACGGCUGGAGUUUGAGAGGGAGAUGUGCGAGAAAGAGACUCUGAAAGCUCACAUGGAGGAGGAAAGAGCUAGAGAACAAGAAGAGCAAGAAAAAGAGGAGAUCACAAGGCUGCGGCAUGAGCAGGUGCACAAAGCUCAGCCAAUCAGACGCUACAAGCCUGUUGAAGUGAAAAAGAGUGAAAUGUCCCUCACAGUGCCACACUCUCCCAAUUUCUCAGAUCGUUUCCGCAUGUAAAAUGCAUUACGUGAACUUAACUGUACAUAGUUCUUUUUAAUGUCUGUUGUUACUACUUAUGCCUUUGCAACACAAUCUCUUGUGUACAAGGUUUUAUUAUUUUGUGGCUUUUAAGCCUACUUUGUCAAUUUUUGGUCUAGUAAAUAAGGGUUGUGACGACUGCCCUAACUAGUUCUUUAAAUUUUUCAUGUAUAUGCAGCAUCUUUUUCUUUCCUUUUUAACUUUACUGUACUCCUAAUAAAGAAACGUUUGGUGUACAAA